CUCUCUGUUUGCCUAUCUCUCGUCUCUGCCCAGUCAUCAGGGAGUCAUCAGUCUCCCAGUCUCACCCGGCUACCCACCAGCCGCUCGCGUCCAGCAUGCGCUGUCUCCGGGGCCUCCUCGCCGUCUCCGGCCACCUCGCCGGCCGCCACGUGCCUGCGACCACCGCCUCAGCCUCCCCCCACAGCGCUCUCUUCGUUCGUGCCCUCCAAAUCCUCGCCCAGGCGGGACCCGUCCGGCUCCAGAAGCUCUCGGCGCCAGACUCCGCUGCGGCCUGCGACAGGGAUCGUGGAGGUCAGGCUGGAGCGGCCGGAGGCGAAGAACGCCAUAGGGAAGGAGAUGAUCCAGGGGCUGCGGAGCGCGAUCGAGGAGGUGGAGGCCGACGCGACCGCGAACGUCGCCUUGGUAUUGAGCUCCUUGCCAAAGGUUUUCUGCGCGGGCGCUGACCUCAAGGAAAGGAGGUUAAUGGGCCCUAGUGAAGUUCGGGAAUUUGUUAAUUCCUUAAGAUCUACAUUCUCAUCCUUUGAGGCAUUGUCCAUUCCAACGAUCGCUGUUGUUGAAGGAGUUGCUUUUGGUGGUGGGUUGGAAUUGGCUCUUUCAUGCGAUCUUCGCAUAUGUGGGGAGGAUGCAAAAUUCAGCUUGCCAGAGACUGGCCUUGCUAUUAUUCCUGGAGCUGGGGGAACACAGCGCCUUCCUAGGAUUGUUGGGAGGUCCAGAGCAAAGGAACUAAUAUUCACUGGUCGUAGAUUCGAUGCAAUGGAAGCGGUGACUAUGGGAGUAGUAAACUACCUUGUUCCUGCUGGCGAAGCUUAUCAAAAAGCUCUUGAACUUGCACGGGAGAUAAAUCAGAAAGGCCCGUUAGCAAUAAAAAUGGCCAAGAAGGCCAUCAAUGAAGGGGUAGAGGUAGACAUGUCCUCUGCACUGGCUGUUGAAGAAGAAUGCUAUGAGCAAGUCCUGCAUACUCAGGAUCGUCUUGAAGGUCUAGCUGCAUUUGCCGAGAAAAGAAAACCUGUAUACACAGGAAAGUAGGCUUGUCGGUGAUCUUAGGUUCAAAUUGUAAAUGGCAUUAGCAUGCCAUCUCUAAAAGGGUGGCAAUAUGCAUGCAGAUUCAUGUAUAUCUCAAUAAGUUUCAGAAAAUAAAAGAUGUAUCUGGCAUGCUAUUUGCAAACGAAUUGAGAUGCAAAUAGCAUUGCAAAAUA
Phragmites australis (common reed) is the source of this 1196-nucleotide messenger RNA. RefSeq names its product probable enoyl-CoA hydratase 2, mitochondrial. The transcript is spliced from 8 exons. The coding region runs from base 337 to 1026 and encodes 229 amino acids. Lineage: Eukaryota; Viridiplantae; Streptophyta; Magnoliopsida; Poales; Poaceae. Gene Ontology annotation, cellular component: mitochondrion. The record is from RefSeq and is a predicted model, not a curated record. Gene Ontology annotation, molecular function: enoyl-CoA hydratase activity. Gene Ontology annotation, biological process: fatty acid beta-oxidation.